Molecule: messenger RNA, 1824 nt
Organism: Lycium ferocissimum
Lineage: Eukaryota; Viridiplantae; Streptophyta; Magnoliopsida; Solanales; Solanaceae
Exons: 3
Coding region: 180-1076 (298 amino acids)
Source: RefSeq, a predicted model, not a curated record
GCUACUCAAUUGAGUAACAUUUUCUCCGUUCAACGGUUUAUUACUACUAUUAAUAUUCGUUGUAUGUACCGAAAUUGUUUUUCUCUUUUCUCUAUUCUCUUUAAGAACAACAAUCGAGAAAUCAUUAUAAUAGAAAGCCCGCUCGCCUUUUAUUGACAAUUAAAAUUUCUUCGGCGGAGAUGAGAAGUAGUAACGAACGCCGUACUCCGAACGGCGGAGGAGGUUGUUAUAGUUAUGAGAGUGAACCUGACUUGGCAGCUAUGGUUAGUGAUUUCCUGGAAAGUAGUAGUACUAGUAGUGCUGAGUCGAGGCAUAGCAGUGAUAAUAAUGAUUCCGGUUACUCUGAUCUCUCUCUUCUAGCUGAUAGAAUAUCGCUGUACAAGAACUCAGUGGAUCAGUAUGAAAGUGACUUAACAAUGGUGGUUCAUUCCCUUAUUCUUUCAAUGACCGAUUCUUGCCAUAUUGGCAAGCCCGAGACUUGCAAUGCGAGCUGCGUCAGAUCUUAUCUAGUGAAGCUCCUCCAGUCUUGCGGUUAUAAUGCAGAUAUGCGUGCAACCAAGUGGCAGGGUUGUGGAAGAAUUCCUGGAGGUGAACAUGAGUACAUUGAGGUGAUCUCCCAUGGAAAUGAUGGAUGCUUCGAAAGGUAUAUCAUUGAUAUUGACUUCCGGAGCCACUUCGAAAUUGCAAGAGCGGUCAAAUCCUACGAUGUGGUCUUGAAUUGUCUUCCAGCAGUUUAUGUUGGCACAAUAACAAAGCUCAAGCUGUAUCUUCAGGCUAUGGUAGAAGCAGCAAAAUGUUCUCUCAAACAGAAUUCAAUGCCUCUUCCGCCAUGGCGAUCCCUUGCCUAUCUAGAAGCCAAGUGGGAAUCAUCCAGUCAAAAAGUAGUCAAUAUUCAGGUCCAAAGUAGCGUCAGCCCCUCUAAUUCCUCCCAUCGGCAUUGUACCGAGCUGCUGUGGAGGAUAAAAUCCUGUAUUGGAUCUGAAAUCAAGCCCAAAGGACUCUUGGUACCUAUGAACUGUAGAAAGAGGCAGGGGCUAAAAAUCGGAUUGAGUCAUUCUUCUCCGGUGACUCCAUGAUCUUGCAUUGAUCAGAAAACACAAUUUUGUUCGACAUCAACUUUCUGAACGUUUUUGUUAUCUCUUCAUUUCCACUUACAACAAAUUACAGAAGCUUGAAGAUGAGGUAAAACACUGCAGCUUUAGUAUUUUGUAUCAUAAUAACACGACCGGGGAGUAUCUUGUUCAUGUGCUACCACGAUCAAGGUUUUGCAGUUUUGGUUUUCUACAAGUAGAGUUUUGCCUUUGGUUUUGUUUUAGCAUCUCGCUACCGUAAUAUAGAAUAUAUUGUGCAAAUUUUGCCAGUGAACAGGUUUCCCCAAUUUUUUUUUACCUUCUUGGUCUAAAGAUCAUAUUCAAUUUGAUUCUUUCCUGAUAAUUCCUCCCUUGACACUUGACUAAUCACCCCCGAUAUCCUUUUUUAUGAAAGGGUUUAAGGUCUAUUCUUUUCAUAUCAACAAACUUGAGAGUUGAGCCUCGCUUUUAUCAAUAUAUGAAUUGGCUCAUGGCUAGUGGAUGAUCUCAUUGUAAUGACAAUUUCUUUCUUAUUGACUUAUGUACUGUGUACUGUUGAGCAGGAGCUCAUUUGGCAUUCUUUACUCAUGGGCCAGAUGUUUGGAAGUAUAAUUGUGUCUUUUAGAUUGAUUUAUCGUUUGACAAGAAAGCAUUUAGAAAUGCAAGUUCAGAUUGAUUUAUAAUGUUCCUUAUGUUUGGAAACUCCUAACCGUUCAUUUAGAUUGAUUUAUAAUGUAUCUUAUAUUUGGCGUUA